Molecule: messenger RNA, 11628 nt
Organism: Bacillus rossius redtenbacheri
Lineage: Eukaryota; Metazoa; Arthropoda; Insecta; Phasmatodea; Bacillidae
Gene: puf
Product: ubiquitin carboxyl-terminal hydrolase 34
Exons: 52
Coding region: 200-10402 (3400 amino acids)
Biological process (GO): protein deubiquitination
Cellular component (GO): cytosol; nucleus
Molecular function (GO): cysteine-type deubiquitinase activity
Source: RefSeq, a predicted model, not a curated record
ACAAUGUUACCAGUUAAAUUCGGAAGAGGCAACAACAUUCACUUCGUGGCUGGAACAAUAAAUAUGGCGGGUUAUUGUGUAUGUUUUUUGGAGAAAGUGCAUUCAAUGUUUUGAAUUAAGUUUUUCGGCUAUUAACCGAAUUAUGUUUGUGUUGGUAGUGUCAGAAGAUAUGGAUCAAUGCUGACAUAAUUUUUGUAAAAUGUGCGAUGUUUGCGCAGAAUUUUUAGACCUUCUACAAACAUAUGAAGAAAGGGUCUCUGGUGAAGCAGAUGAACGGCCAGUUCUACGGAAAGAUGAAGUCGAAACCGUUUUUAUGUACAUACAGUCAUGGACCCAGAGGCAGUGCAUGUGCUGCUUCCGGGACAGCAAGAACUUUGAGCGGUUCAACCUGGUGACCCAGAGCAUCAUCUCGCUCGCCAUCGGCCAGCUGCGCGACCUGAAGGAGGAGCUGCAGCGGGCCCGGGAUGGCGGGGAGAAGGCCGCGGAGGUGACGGUGGACGUGGUGGGGGACAAGGAGGAGGGGGGGGAGGAGGAGCGGUGGAGCGUGGAGGAGAAGGAGCGGCUGGUGCACUUCGUGGCCAAGAUCUUCCUGCUGAACUUCCCGCUGUACGUGGCGUACAAGCACGGGGCCCAACCCCGGGCCGAGGAGGUGACCCAGCAGGAGGCUGUGUUCUGCGACCUGCACGACCCGGAGAUCCCCGCCUACCUGCUGCGCAACGUGUGCCUGUUCUGCAAGGCGGGGGGCGUGCGCGUCAUGACGGCCUGCUUCGACCUGCCCGGCCCCGACCUGCUGCCCGUGCCCGUGGCUCACGCCAUCGUCGCCGUCGUCUGCAACCUCAAGCUGUGGCUCAACCUGCGCUCCAUCAUGCAGCUGUUCGUGCCGCUGCGCGCCAAGGUGCUGCGCUACAUGUGCUGCCUGGCCGACAAGGACCUGCGCACCCCGGGCAUCAAGUCCAUGGCCGAUUUUAUGUGGAGUGCGGUGAAGGAUCCUCUGGACUCUCCGCUGACGUUCGACCGAGAUGGCCUGGACCUAGCGUUCAAGUACUUCACCAGCUCGACCCUGACGAUGCGGCUGUCGGGGAUCGCCCAGAUCAACAGCCACAUCAACAUGUUCAACGAGCUGUGCAACAACGAGAGCAUCAUCGAGGUGGAGAACGUGGGCCAGAACCUGGCCAACUGGCUGGUGGAGAAGCAGAUCAUCUCCCACAUCUUUGGCCCCAACCUUCAUGUCGAGGUGAUAAAGCAGAGCCACAUAAUCCUGGGCUUCCUGGCCAUGGAGUGCAAGAUCACGGACGAGCACGUGGACGUGAUCUGGCAGGCCGCGCAGCUGAAGCACUGCAGCAAGCAGGUGCACGACCUCCUGCCGCCCCUCAUCAAGAAUCUGGAGGCGGGGCCCGUGCUGCACCUCUACAGCCUGCUGUGCCGGCUGGAGCCCCGCGACCACACCGAGCAGAGCUUGUACCUGGCGUCUGCGCUGAUCAAGUUCAUCUGGACGAGCAGUGGGACUUACAGCCAGAUAACCGCCGGCGACGCGCCGUUCCUCGCGCUGGCCAAGACCACGCUGAUCACCGGCCUGAAGGGUCGCCACCGAGACAUCAGCAGCAGCGAGAACAGCGUCAGCAUGGAGGCCAGCAACUCCGAGGACGAGCAGGGCGAGAGCUCCCAGCAGAGCGACCCGCACAAGUCGGUGAGCGAGGGCAGCGAGGGCCCCACGCCGUGCAAGCAGGCGAGGAAGCUCAAGAAGCAGCUGCGUCGACACGUGGCCGACGUGGACAGCUCGGAAGGCAGUGUAAAAAUAGGGGACUUAGAUGAGGAUGACGAGGAAGAGGAAGAUGAUGAGGAAGUAGAUGAAGAGGAUGAUGACGAUGAUGAAGAGAAAGUCCUUCACAGAAGUAUGACUGCAACAAAACCAGUUGUGUGUCAUGUCACUGCAAAGCACUUUAAACCAGAGUUGCCCGACACGGCCAAGGCGAACGUCUCCAGUAAACAAGCGUGUAAGAAGCUCGGGCGCCCCCCUGGCCUCUCUCCUCGGAAGUGCGGUGCGCACAAGACACAGUCCAGCAGCGAGAACGAGGUUGACGCGGAUGGUGAAAAGUCUGUCGGCGAGGAGAGCCCAGAGAAGCAAAAGAUAAAAAAGAAGAAAGUUUUAAAGAAAAAGAAAACUGUUAAAAAGAAAUUAGCAGACAAGGUGCAUGUCUGUGACGGCGGCAAGCCUGAGGGCUCGGAGGAGGAGGACCUGGACAGUGGCUCGGAGGAGGAGUCCAAGGCGGGCCCUCGCGUGACCAAGGGGAAGCCUGCGGUGCGCACCGGGGUCCCGCUCGAGCCAGACCAAGAAGUUCCUAAUAUUCUAGUCAGGGAAGGUGGCAUGGAGUUUAUUCACAUGAUGGACGACCAUUCACACGACAGCUCGCAUGACUCGACUCAAGGUGGGGUCAUGACGGAGCUUGCCAGUUUAGUGCAAGCUCACGCCCAUGAGAUUCACGACUGUCGUCCCUUCAUGAGAAACUUUGAGGCUCAUAGGGAACUUAUGGAGGAAAUGCUGAGUGGUGAUGAAGGCAGUUAUUCUUCGAGAAUGAGCAACAAAUCUGAGAAGAAUAUGGCUGACUUCGAUGGAGAGGAAUCUGGCUGUGAUGAUGAGUUGGUUCAAUUAGCAACUCAGGCACGGUUGCCGCAGCACCUCAACGUGGCGUUCCACCCGCGCUUCCACCCGGGCAAGUCGCCCGGCCUGCAGGACGCCCCGCGCCUCGCGUCCCAGUUCAAGGUCGAGCACGUGUGCCGGCCGGGCAGCACCCUGCUCUGGGACCUGCUGCAGGACGACAAGAUCGUCCAGCUGGGUGAAGGACUAGCCAUUGAAGCAGAAAAAGUUCUUUGUAAUUUACUGUGUUUUAAUACUGAAAGACUGAUCCGAAUGAAGUUUAUCGAAGGGUGUUUGGAAAACUUAGCAAUGAACAGGUCGGUGGUGGUGUCCCUGAGGCUGCUGCCGAAGCUGUUCUCGUCGUUCCAGCAGUUCCGCGGGAUGGACACCCACCAGAUCACCACGUGGGCGGAGCACCAGCACAACAUGAUGGGGGCCUUCUUCGACAACCUCAAGGUGUACACCAAGGAGGGCCCCAAGACCAACCUGUACUCCCACCAGACCGAGGUGCAGGUCCGCCUGCAGUUCCUUUCGUCGGUGUUCUCGCCACUGGGCUCCCCGGAAGACUUCCGGUUGCGGCUGGACCAGGUGGACACCCUGUGGUCGUGCCUGGCGACGGACGAGCAGUGCUGCGAUGAGCUGUUCAGCUGGCUGCUGAGCCAGGCCAAGGAGCAGCACGCCCUCGGCACUGAGGCCCUGCGGCACCUCUACAUGAAGAAGCUGCCGAGCCUGCAGCCCGAGGCCAUGAGCAUGACGGGGCUCGGCCUGUUCCAGCAGCUGUGCAGCCUGGCGCGGCUGGCCAGCGCCCACCUGGACGACGGGCCCUUCGUGGGCAUGGACCACAUGUGGCGCAUCGCCCUGCGGGCCAACAACACCGAUGUGAGCAUGGCGGCCAUUCAGUACCUGAAUAGCUAUUACGUUGGGCAUCAGUUGGAUCACGAAGCAGAAUUUGUGUCCCAGUGCAUGGCUCAUCUAGCAGCAGCCUCGGCUGACCUCGAAAAGUCUGAAGAAUCGAGCUUGCUGUGUAUCCAGAGGGCACUCUUGCUCCUGAAAACUCAUCUCGAAACAUUCAGGAGAAGGUACGCGUACCACCUGCGGCGCUGGGCCCUGGAGGGCCAGGGCGUGGGCAGCCACGUGCAGCUCAUGAUCGGGGAGCGGGGCUGCGUGCCGCUGCGGGUGGUGGUCCAGCCGGCGGGGGCCUCGGAGAAGGCCACCCUGGAGCUGCUGAGCUCGGACUACGUGGCGGACCUGCGCGCCGAGGCCGUCAAGUGGUGGGAGGGCGCCGCCGCGGCCGAGAGGCAGCCGGCCGGCGCGCCCGUGCUCGGCUCGCUGCUGGCCGAGGGCCCCGUCAGGAUGAUCACGCAGGGCCAGGAGCUCACCACCGAGUUCGACGAGAAGACCCUGCAGGAAGUGGGCUUCAAGGACCUGCAGAUGGUGUUCGUGUCGAUGGGCAGCGCCCGGCAGCAGAAGAAGAGGGACUCGCUGGACACGCCCUCGGUGCUGCCCCCGCCCCCUCGCGAGAGCCUGCCCACCAUCCUGCUGCUGCAGCCCCAGUACUUCGAGCAGCUGUUCCACCUGAUGCAGACGCUCAGCAGGAUGAAGACACCUGUCAAGGGCGGGAACCUGAUCCCGCACACCAAGGCGCAGGUGCUGUCGCGCCGCGUGUGGGACAUCCUGACCCUCCUGCCGACCAGCCCCACCCUGCUGGGGGGCUUCCAGCAGCUGGACGGCUCCGGGGCCUCCCUGCAGGGGCUGCUCGACCCGGCCAGCCCCCAGAAGCUCAUGUACUCCCUGUACAUCGUCGAGUCGCUGAGCCGCGGCGGCAAGGCCCUCGCGAGUUCAAACACUGGAGGUGGUGGCGGUGACGAAGUUAAAGUGGAGACCAAUAACUGGAAUCAUAAAUUUGUUCAACAAGGUGGCCUCAGGCAUCUGUUUGAUAUUUUUAUGUCAGGCGUGCUGCAGCGGUCAGGGGGAGACGGCAGCGAGUGGCAGCAGGACUGCCUGGCCGUCCUCUUGAAACUGUUCCGUCAGCUCGGCGUUGCGGACGACGCGGACGUAAUUUGUGACGCCUCUGACAACGGCAGAAACAAGCGCGCUAGGCGCUUUCGCAAAGAUGGCACGGAGAAAGUUGUAGUACCAAGACUGAAUGAGGCUAUGCUUCAAAUGAUGAAUAUAGAUACUGUCAUGCCAAGGUUGACGAGCAUACUGCACGAAGCUUCGCUACCCCGAGAUCCUAACCACUACAAAACUGGUUUCUGGGGUAGAGCUCAGGUGGUGCACUACGCGAUGGCGCUGCUGGUGUCGUGGGUGCACUCCAGUGAUGAGGUGCGGCAGGGUCUGUUCGUGGCCCCGCACUUCUCCACCUGGCUGCAGCGCCUGGUGCUGGAGGACCCCGAGCCGGCGGUGAGGCGCGAGAUAUGCACGGCGCUGUACCGCCUGUGCCUGGGCGGCAGCGCUGACCCUCCGGGCAUCACGGCGCACAUGCUGGGACACAUGCUGCAGUACCUGGGCGUCGCCGAGUCCAUGAGGCCGCAGAAGCUCGAGACGUUGCACCACCCUGCGGCUGCAGAAGAUGGCAAGGAGCCAUAUGGACCAGCGUGCCGGGACUAUUUCUGGUUGUUAUGUCGACUGGUUGACAGUUUACCUGAAGAUUUGGUGAAAGAGAGCAUUGAAGACCCUCAGGGCUGUGUGAUCGACGUUGACGGGCUGGCAAAGAAACUAGCCAAGUCAAUCCUAAGUAGAGAGUACCUGGAGACGCGCCACAACACAGUCGAAGACGACGGGCUGAUAGGUCUGCUUAAUCUUAUGUCGAAUGUGCUCAAACAUGAUCCCCCUUUCAAAACAUCCAAAGAGGGUCAAGAAUUUUUGACUGAGGUGUUUGAAUUCUUGUUCGCCCUGCCGAACCCUCGCAAGCGUCAUGUCCCAAAGUGCAAGUCGCAGACGUCUCGCUCUGCUGCAUAUGACUUGCUGGUAGAGCUAGUGAAAGGCGCGCCUAGCAACUACCAUAUUUUGUUCGGGAAGCUGCUAGACCAACAUAAGCCAGGGCCGCACUCCCCCUACCCGUGGGACUACUGGCCGCACGAGGAUGGGCGCUCGGACUGCGGCUACGUGGGGCUCACGAACCUGGGCGCGACAUGCUACAUGGCCUCCUGCAUGCAGCACCUGUACAUGAUGCCCCAGGCGCGGUCCUCCAUCCUGCGGGCCCGGUGCGACGCCAGCAGCAAGCACGAGCACACGCUGCGCGAGCUGCAGAGGAUGUUCGCAUACCUGCUCGAAAGUGAACGGAAGGCUUACAACCCACGUAGUUUCUGCAAGGUAUACACCAUGGACCACCAACCUUUGAACACUGGUGAACAGAAGGAUAUGGCGGAGUUCUUCAUAGAUCUCGUCUCGAAACUGGAAGAGAUGACCCCCGAACUGAAGAAAUUAGUCAAGACCCUGUUUGGUGGUGUCAUCAGCAACAAUGUUGUUUCUCUAGACUGCGAACACGUCAGCAGAACUUUGGAAGAGUUCUACACGGUGCGCUGCCAAGUGGCCGACAUGCGCAACCUGUACGAGUCGCUCGACGAGGUCACCGUGAAGGACACUCUGGAAGGGAACAACAUGUACACCUGCUCUCAGUGCGGGAAGAAAGUGCGUGCCGAGAAGAGGGCGUGCUUCAAGAAGCUGCCUCACAUCAUGUGUUUCAACACGAUGCGCUACACUUUCAACAUGGUGACCAUGCUCAAGGAGAAAGUGAACACACACUUUUCUUUCCCAUUGCGACUUGAUAUGUCUGGCUAUGUCGAGAAACACCUUAUGCCACAACACUAUCAAGAGGAGAAGAGGAAGUCUCAGAUGCGGAAAACUGAGCUCGGCAAGGAAGGCAAGGAGGAAUCGGAAGAAGUGUGUAGCAAGAGUUGUGGUGAUAAAGAUGAUUGUGAUUAUUCAGACACGGAGGACUUCAAUGAGUGCUACGAGUACGACCUGAUUGGGGUGACGGUGCAUACGGGCACUGCGGACGGUGGUCACUAUUACAGCUUUAUCCGGGACCGCACGACGAGCAACCGUGACAAAUGGUUUCUCUUCAAUGACGCGGAGGUGAAGCCUUUCGAUCCCAACCAAAUUGCUGCCGAGUGCUUUGGUGGGGAGAUGACGAGCAAAACGUACGACUCGGUGACGGACAAGUUCAUGGACUUCAGUUUUGAGAAGACGAACAGUGCGUACAUGCUGUUCUACGAGUGGUGCAGCCGUGACGGUGAGCAGAGGGGCUCCAAGGAGGAAGUCUCCUCGGAGGUCGAGGCGAAGCAGGCGGCUCCGGUGUCCACGUUCGAGCUGAGCAAAGAGCUGGAGGACUGGAUCUGGCAGGACAACAUGCACUUCCUCAAAGACAAGAAUAUUUUCGAACACACCUACUUUAAUUUCAUGUGGCAAGUAUGUGGCUAUAUUCCCCAGACACUGUUAAGUGCUCAGCCAGACAUUACAAAAAUAGCUGCGCAACUUUCUACUUCUUUCUUCAUUGAGACUUUCAUCCAUGCCAAAGAAAAACCGACCAUGGUGCAGUGGGUGGAGCUGCUGACGAAGCAGUUCAACCAAUCGCAGGCGGCGUGCGAGUGGUUCCUGGACCACAUGGCACAGGACGAGUGGUGGCCGGUCCAGAUACUCAUCAAGUGCCCCAACCAGAUCGUGAGGCAGAUGUUCCAGCGGCUGUGCAUCCACGUCAUCCAGAGGCUCAGGCAGAACCAUGCACCAUUGUAUUUGAAAGGCGAUUCAGACGAUGAAGGAUUGGGAGAACCAGAAAAAAUCGGCAGUCAGUCGUGCGUAACACGCUUCAUCAAGAUGUUGCUGUCGUUGAUGGAGCAUGGUGCGAAAGCACAUUUGAAGCACCUGAGUGAAUAUUUUGCGUUUCUGAAUGAGUUCAGCAAGAUGGGCGAAGAGGAGAGCCAGUUCCUGAUCUCGGUGCAGGCCAUUUCUUCGAUGGUUAACUUCUAUCUGGGACAGAAGGCCCAGGACUAUGUGGAGGUUCUGAGCGAGGACGAAGACGAAGAUGACAUCAUCCCGCUGCCGACAGACAAGUACAAGCCAGCCUCGCUGGACAAGAUGGUGACGCUGGUGGCUGCGUUGGUGGAGCGGUCUCGGGGCCCGGACCACAUGUUGCAGCUGUCCACGCCGGACGUGAACGCCGUGGCUGGUGGCAAGGGAUUCCCAUUCUUGUACCAGCAGAUAAAGGACAGCAUCAAUCUGCACCAGACGCGCAAUCUCAUUCACGCGCUGUGCCGCUGGAACGACAGGCUGGCUGUUCACAUCAUUGCAAUGAUAUUCCAGGCCAUCACCAAGCACUCGGAGAUCUGCCAGCCGUUCUUCAAGCUGCUGACGCUGCUGACGGAGCCGGGCGCCGCUCCCCCGGGGCUGCCGUGCUUCACGCAGCUGGUGCUGGCGCGCGUCUGGGAGGCGGCAGAGUUCUGCCCGCAGAGCGCGCUGGACUGGCUGGCGGUGCAGGCGCCGCGCAACAAGCUGGCCCACUCGUGGGUGCUGCAGGGCAUGGAGUCCUGGGUGGAGCACUUCCUGCUGGGACACAACAACCAGCGCGUGCGCUCCGCUGCGGCGUACCUGCUGGUGUCCCUGGUGCCCAGCCCGCACUUCCGGCAGGGGUACCGCGCGGCCCGCGGCCUCGCCAGCCCCCACAAGGAGCUGCUGACGGCGUGCGAGGCCCAGCUGGUGCUGCACCAGGUGUACUCCUUGCUGCUGCGCCUGCUCAAGCCGGCGCGCCACUACACCGACAUUCAGGCGCACGGCACCAUGAAGCUCACCGCCUACUUCGCCCUGCUCACCUACUGCGUCGUGUCCCGUGCCGAGAAGCUCAUGUUUGGCCAGUACUUCUUGGAUUUGUGGCAGCUGUUCCACCCCAAGUUGUCGGAACCCUCAAUCCCUGUCCAUCACAACAAGCAAGCUCUUCUGCUGUUCUGGCAUCAUGUGUGCUCCGACUGCCCAGAGAACAUUCAGCUCAUUUUGCAGAACGCUCAUGUGACCAAGAACAUUGCCUUCAAUUAUAUCUUGGCAGAUCACGAAGACCAGGAUGUGAUGAUGUUCAACCGGAGCAUGCUGCCGGCGUACUACGGCUUACUGAGGCUAUGCUGCCAGCAGUCGCGAGCGUUCACGCGCCAGCUUGCAAGCCAUCAGAACUUGCACUGGGCCUUCAAGAACAUUACACCACACCCCACGCAGUACAGCGCGGCAGUGGACGAACUGUUUAAGUUAAUCCAACUGUUCGUUGCAAAGUAUCCUGACAGUACUGAGCAAGAGGUACAUGAAAUCAACACUUUUAAGAGACAAACUCUGCAACUUUAUUUACAGAUAGUGGACGGCAGAACAUGCUGGACCACGCUAAUGCUGGCAUUCAGGACACUUAUUGAAAAUGAUGAUGACCGAUUGUUUGUCAUUUACAAUGGUGGUCUCCAGCUGACUUUUGAGGCGUUCCACACGUUGUUCACGAUGUACCACGAAGCAACGAGCUGUCAUGUGGCCAGCGACAUGGUGGAGAUGCUGUCUCUCUUGUUGGAGUUCGUGAAGUGCCUGCGGAUGUACCGGGAAAACAAGGACGUGCGAGCAAUGCUGCUGUCCUCGAAGGAAUGGUCCGAAGUGCUGCGCAAGCUUGCAACGCUGUUGAACACCUACAAUUCUGCGGACAUGCGGAUAAUCUGUCUGGACCUGAUGAAGGAGAUGCUGCUGCUGGUCCCGACGGAGGCCAUCACGGUGCUGGUGCCCCUGCUGUCCCACUGCCACUCGGCCUUCCAGGAGAGCCACGGCGCGCUGCCCACGGGCCCGUACUUCCCGCGCCGCGCGCCUCGGCCCCCGCUCACAAUGGGGCUGAAGGGCGGGCGGCCCGCGCCCUCCCGCCAGCUCGAGGCCCCCAAGGAUGAAAAUGAUGUUAGUCUGCCAGAAGCACAAUACCAUUCCAAAUAUGGCUUGGAUCCAGAAUAUGACAGAGCACUGCUCGACUUCUAUUCCCCGUAUCACGACUACAUCGAUGUGAUCUGCCGACUUGCAAUCAACAACAACUGUAUGUCAGAGUCACUCGUGAACCUAAGUGCCAUGGUGGGAUUUGAAGGUGUUCCUUUGCAUCUGACGUAUUUCCCCAAACUGUGGUUGGACAUUUAUCAGGCGCAGCAUGUUGAUCGGAAAUACAUCACCAUUCUCACAAAUAGUAAUUAUUUUGUGGACUAUGUGGAAGCAGUGUUGUUGGAUGAGAGGUUGUCACUAAACAUACCGAUCAUCUACAACUUCUUAAACAUAUAUUUCCCAAAGGUGGCGCCCCAGGUGCUGAACGCGCAGACGCGCGGCCUGGUCGGGAGCCUGGUGUCGUCGCUGACGGGCGCGGCGGGCGCGCUGGGCGUGCGGGCGGCGGCCGGCAGGCUGAACGGGGACCUGAGCGCUCUGCUGCUGGUGUACAGUGCCGGGGCCGGGCUGGAGCCCCCCCCGGAGCUGGGGCCGGCCCUGGGCCAGCUGCUGGCGCGGGCCCGGGCCGCGCGGGGCAAGGCGGAGGAGCCCGCCGCCGAGACCGCCGCGGAAGAGGCGCCCUCGAAGAAGCGCAAGAUAACCGGGGAGUCGGAGGACGACGGGGAGCCCCAACCCGGGUGCUCCAAGGAGCCAGACAGCCCCCCGGCGACGCUGCACGGCGCAUCAGACGCCAGCUCGUCCCCUAGGCAGGCCCAGCUGUCGGACAACUGGCUGGAGGCACUGGAGAAGACCAUCCUCGAGCUGCGGGCGUGCAUAGAGAAGAAGGAGUGAGGCGCGGCCACCGUUUCCCAGGUCGUCGCUUCUCGCGGCAAAAUGUCACUGAACUUGUCAAAUUACUAAAGUUUUAUUUCCCCCCUUCCCUCCUUUUUUUCCCUUCAUUCUGCCAAAUACUUUGUGAACUUUUCGGUGAGAUGGUUAGCUCAGGAAGAAGUGUUAAACAUCAUCAGUGAUAGUGCACAUGGUUGAUUAACAUUCCUUAAAGUUAAACACGGCGAUUUUUUUUUUUGUGCGAGAGCAUGUUUCCAUUCACCAGCUAAACAGGAAGCGUGAAUUUUGGAAUCUCGCUGAUGAUGAAGACUUUGGUUUUCAAAUGGUAUAUUUCGGCAGCUAUUGUAAAGGUGUAUCCUGCUGUCACGUAAGACCACUGACGUCUUUCAUUUCCAAAUCAUGUUCGUACCGCAUGUCAUGAUUGUUUCAAGUAGUUUUAUCACAAAGGAUUUGUUAAAUGUACAGUAAUAGCUUUGUGAUUAAUAUCAUGACAUUGAGGGUACCUAUUUAUUGCUUUUUCCACAUGUUCUAGAAUGAUGUGUGAUUUAUUAUUUACAUAUUAAUACUUUAAAUUGUGAUCAUUUGUACAGAUGUUUGAAUAAUACAUAAUUAGAAAUAAAUAUAGGGUGAUUUUUAUUGCCCAUUUAGUAUUAUUUUUUAAAUCACAUCUUUGGAUGUCAACUAUAUGAAUUCAUAGCAUAGUAAUAAAGUGAAACAGCACUGAAAAUACAUUUUUGUAGUGUUGGUAAGUGUUGUAUUAAUGGAUACUAUGGUAUCAUGUAUAGACAGAUUUUAUUGAUGUCGGUCACUGCUGUACAGUGUGUGUGCUCUCUGGUAGCCUUAAAAUGAAUGAAACUCAAAUGUAUUUUAAUCCCAAUACUUAAUGAUAGACAGAUAUUGCAUAUGUGUUUGUUGGAAUGACUGUAAUUUUAUCACUUCGAUUCCUGAUUCGUAAUUUUUCCAGACUGGUAAUGAUAGAUAUUGCAUAUGUGUUUGUUGGAAUGACUAAUUUUAUUACUUUGAUUCCUGAUUCGUAAUUUUUCCAGCGUGGUGAAAGACUGUUGGUUUCAAGGUUAUAGUCCGUAAUGCUGUUUGCUGUGAAAAAUUGCCCAUUUUGCAGAUGUGCCGUGUUUUGCUCGUAAAUGCUACUUUUUCACCUCUGAAGUUUGCCUGCCGAAUGUCAUUCCAGAAAUAAAUUUCUGUGCAAUGUUGCAUUAGUUUUGAUUUUA